GAAAUAUCUUCCGCGUCUUUAAAGCCAGCCCGCCCUGCCCUGCAGCUCACCCACCCCCACCCGUCCACGUCGAGAAAAGGCCGCUGCCCUCCCAGAUCGACCACAACCAGACAGACCUGGAAACACAAAAUUUCUCACUGCCCUCUGUGUCCAGCCUGUGAGACAGGUACGAAUAUGCCUCCGGUUGCGCAAAGUGGCUUGGCCUGCGCCCCUUGACUCGACCUACACCCAACUUGGGUCCUGCCGCUGCUGUCCGACCGACGCGGAGCCGUCUGGAUCCCACACCACGCCAAGCUGCUCGUCAUUGCAUACCCGCGCCUGCUUCCCGAGUACCGAGCCGACUUCACUCUCGCAUCACGCCCGCUGGGCUCCACCCCUGCACCCUCUCACCAUUCACCUUUGGCGCGUCCUCCGGACCUGCUACAAAAAACAUGUUCGUCGGCCAGAACUCGAACCGGGUCGUUCCCCCGGAUAAUGGCCACACAAUCACCGCCGCCAUGAGCCACGGCAUAGAGAAGCUGCUUGGCGGGCGCAAGUUUGGCUCUUUGCGGAAGCCCAAGCUCAGGUCGUCGGCGAGGGUGUCGUCUCUGCGGUCGUUGCGCCCAGGGCCAACCUAUGACCUCGCUUCCACUCCCUUGAUCGAGGAGACUGCCUCGGUUGCCGACGAGCACAGUUUGUUUCCUCAGCCCUCUUUCAUACGACCAAAGAGCAACCGCAUGGUCGCCAGAGACGAGGCUUCUCCCGCUAGCAAGGCAUGUCCUCUACCCAGCAGCAUCUCUGAGCCGGGUAAGAGCAACCGCUCAGCGAGGUCGUCACUCGGCUCCGACCAUGCUUCCUACUCCAUCCCUCGCCGCUCUUCUUCUCUCACCAAGAGAAGGGGCGGACCCUCGUCGCUCUCAUCGCUUGUCCACUACGAGUUCACAACGCGCGAGAACAAGAAUGCAGCCCGCUCCCUGUCCUCGCUGUGUGGCUCCCAACGUUCCAUAAGCAUCUCUCCUAGGUCACCAAAGUCGAUGCGCGCCGAGCUUGACGCCGCCUUUAGUCGCCAAGCCGCCGUUAUAUCUGUUGGGGUUGACACCCCGCCGCCUUCUGACAGUGAGAGCCGCCCGCCCUCGUCAUCGAACGGGACCUCAAGGUCGCUGUCUCUUGGCCAAGGCCCAUCGACCCGGAGCCCCAGCCAGCCGACACCAGGGCCAUCACCUGCUUUGGUCCCCAUUCCAGACUCGGCGUUGCGGGCGCCAAGGAGCAGCGAAGAUGCAAGCGAUCGCCGUCCCAGUCUCCAGAGCCUGCUUCAACCACAAACGCCCUCGAUAGAGACUGCAGACUUUUCCGUUGUUUUCGAUCCGAUUCUGCAGGAGCCUGAUCUCGGAGACUUUCUCGGCCUCAGUGACGACGAUAUUGCCGAGUCACGUCCGCCGUCACCUGGGCUCCCCGUUGAGGUAGCAUCUCCAAUAGUGAAGGGGUCGCUGGCACCAAUCCACACUGGUGACUUGCCUGUCUCGCCGCGGACACCCUCGAUUUCUUGCCGCCGAGAUUCCCGGGAUCCGCCCAGCCCUUGGGCCAAGCCGAGCCCAAACCUGCCGCCACCUACCCCAAUGUCGGUCCGACGCAUCUCGGCCAGGCUCUCGGCGACGGCCAACGAGGAUCGUGCUGCUGCGAUGGCCGCCUUUGAAACAGCCAGGAUUGCCUCGAGGUAUCAGUUCGACCUUAUCUACGUCAUCAACCUGUGGCCCAAGAGGAAGAUGGGCAAUCCCCCUCGCUUCCCCUUUUCGGCCGAGGCAUUCGGCGACGCCAUGAGCCAGGCUUCGGCAACAACAAAGAGGAACUCUACCUCGUCGAUGCGCUCAAGUCGCCCUGAUUCGUCCUCGCUCCGCUUCUCCGACAUGGCCUCACCAGGCCAGUCCAUCCGACUGAGUGACAACGAGGUUCCAAACACGCCCAGGUCGGGUGGAACGGAUGAUGAUGAUGUCGGAUUCCACUACCGCUUCCUGGCCGCAUAUGGCCUGCAUACCGUCAAGGCGCCCCUGCAGAUCUCCUAUGCGGUUCACAACAAAAUCCUCCAGACGGAAGGCUGGAUCGAGUACCGCGGAACAGAGCCCGACGACUACCAGCGCGGCUACGCACAAGCUUUCUACCAAGGUUCUGUCCCCUUCUGCGGAGAUGGCACAAGUCGACCGUCGACGGCAGCGCAGGGCCAGGCGCACAACGGCGAACUCGGCAACGGCCACGUCAGGUCUGAGCACAACCGCGGCAUCAUAUUUGCGGCCUACCGAAAGCCGCGCCCCGGCGCCGAGCCCGCCAUCAUGACCGCCGCCGAGCGCAUGGACAUGCAGCAGGACGCCCAGGGCCUCGUCGACAUGAUCCUCGACUGCCACAUGGUCAAGCGGCGCCACGAGCAGCGGGAGAAAUUCGAGAUGAUGGCGCUGAAGAGCGCAGGGUUUGGCGGUCGUCGGCUCGAGUCGCUCUCGGGUCGCAGUGGCGCGGCACCAACCGAAUGCGGCUCCAAGGCGGGCAAGUUUGCUGAUGGUGCCCGGGGGCGAGCUUCUAUUUGACGGCCACGCACCCGCCUGCAGCUUGGGGAUGCAACGAACUUCCAGUACCACUUUCGGCUUCUGGAAGCGGCGUGGAGGGCCUGUUUGCGACCAGACCCCGCCUCCAAAGAUACGUCGCACUGCAUAUUCCGAUAGCUGAGGGUUCCGGGUUAUGUCACCUUUGCGACCCCAGCAGAACAAAUUCUUCCAGAGCGGCCUUUUUCCAUCUGUUGGCCUCGACUCUUGGCUUCUUUUUUCUUUCCUUUUCUUCUUUUUUUUUUACAUCCCUUGUUGCGCGCUGCUCAUACCCCACACUUGUCUUUUUCGCGCUUCCUCAAUACCCCUAGACCAACGCCGAAGGCCUACCGGCGAUGCUGUCCAAGUUCAUCUUGCCGUUUUCCAUGUUUGUUAUAUUUCACCCAAUCAUCGGGCGGAUCUCUCUUUCCGAAAAGCAAACACUUUUAUUUGACGGCUUCUUCCCUUGAGAGGAUCGAUCGCGCACGAUCCCUCUACACACUCUCUCUCGCAGUCAUCUCUCUGCGAUAUUUUUCCAUUGCGUCAACAAUUUAUCACUCCACAACUGAAUGACUGGGGCGGGCUGGCGUCUUUUGGGAUGGGGGUUUGGGGGAUUCCGGGGCGGGCGGGCCAAAGAGCCGGGUGCGGCUCACGCUGUUAUGACGACUUACUCGGUGCCUAGACUUGCCGGCGACUGAUAUGUCGCUUGGCUAAUACUCUCCUAGUCACCCCGCCAUCUUGCCUUUCGGAAGGCCAUGGUUUUCUAGAACCGACGCUUCCGUCGAAGGGACUAUUCCCAAUGAAUUCGUGAUCC
Molecule: messenger RNA, 3360 nt
Organism: Gaeumannomyces tritici R3-111a-1
Lineage: Eukaryota; Fungi; Ascomycota; Sordariomycetes; Magnaporthales; Magnaporthaceae
Exons: 1
Coding region: 432-2552 (706 amino acids)
Source: RefSeq, a predicted model, not a curated record